Necator americanus (New World hookworm) is the source of this 1107-nucleotide messenger RNA. RefSeq lists its product as uncharacterized. Gene Ontology annotation, biological process: signal transduction; peptidyl-serine phosphorylation. The record is from RefSeq and is a predicted model, not a curated record. Gene Ontology annotation, cellular component: cytoplasm; nucleus. Gene Ontology annotation, molecular function: ATP binding; protein serine/threonine kinase activity. The transcript is spliced from 11 exons. The coding region runs from base 1 to 1107 and encodes 368 amino acids. NCBI's taxonomy places the organism in Eukaryota, Metazoa, Nematoda, Chromadorea, Rhabditida, Ancylostomatidae.
AUGUGCCCACACGAAAUGAAGCGAAGUGAACCUCUUCAUCGUGCCGAUAAAGAUGAGGUUUCACUUCGACUCGCCUUUGAAAAAAGACUGAAACAAGGAAGUAUUGUUGCUCAUGAAUGGAGAAUCGUACAGAAGCUGGGACAAGGAGGAUUUGGUGCCGUCUACAAAGUUGUUCACAUUGAAACUAGAGCUUUGGCGGCGUUCAAGGUGGAACUGAAUAGAGAACAUGGUGUAUUGAAGUUAGAAGCAAAGGUGUUGCGACGUCUUGAGGGAUGUCCUUUCGUACCACAGGUAUUAGGUUCAGGGAAAAAACUAUACUACUCGUACUUAAUCAUGAGCUUACUUGGACCAAGUCUAAACAAAAUACUGAGAUAUUAUGGAAAAAUAUGUAGCGUUUCUACUCAGGUGCGCAUAGGAAUCAAUGUCCUGUAUGCACUCAAACAACUUCAUGACGUAUGUCUUGGAAAAUUUGGUUUCAUCCAUCGUGAUUUGAAGCCAGCAAACCUGGCUGUAGGACCGGUUGGAACACCAUUUUUCCGACUGAUUCAUAUAUUCGAUUUUGGUCUUGCAAGAGAGUACAUAGUGACCUCUUAUACAGGAAAGACUAAGAUGCGAAGGCCGCGCCCUAAGGCUCACUUUAGAGGAACGUUACGGUACUGCUCUGUAAAUACUCACGAAAAAGGGGAACAAGGGCGAGGUGACGAUCUCUGGUCCCUUCUAUAUUCACUCGUGGAAUUACGUGGAGCUCUACCGUGGUCGAGGGCGAGAGAAAGAAGACAGAUAUUGAUAAUGAAGAAAAAAAUUAGUUUGGAGGACUUGAUGGCAAACUGCCCUGUUGAGUUCAUCGGCUUCGCUGAGCAUCUUACGACAUUGAAUUAUUAUACACGUCCUAACUAUGCACUACUUAAUCAACUCUUGUUACAAGUCAUGAAAGCUGGAAGAAUAAGUACCAAGCAAACCAUUCUCCAAGCGAAUUUGAUUAUGCUGACUGUUAGUGACCGCGUUAUUUUGGCUAUCAUUAAGACCAUUAUGGGUCCGAAUAAGUACGUCAAACCAGUGGCUAAAGCCAAUGUGGCGCAAGCGAUCAGGCAGAUCAAAAUUAAGUAA